AUGCCCCUCCUUCCCAUCCCAAGCGCUGCUCGACGAAUCUUCCAAAUGGCCAUCUCACCUUCCCUCCCACUCAACUCACAUGGCUUCCACAGCUCGGUGGCCAGCAAGCUCCCCGAGGUGUUCAUCGUCGCCGCUGGCCGUACUCCCGUCGGCUCCAUGUCGGGCUCCUUGAAAGCUCUGUCAGCAACCGAACUGGGAGCUCAAGUCGUCAAAGCUACGAUCGACCGAGCAGGCUUGAAACCUUCCGAUGUCGAGGAGGUUUACAUGGGAAACGUGCUCCAGGCCAACCUUGGUCAGAGUCCGGCCCGUCAGGUCGUCAUCGGCGCUGGAUGUCCCGAGUCGACUGAAGCCACCACAAUCAAUAAGGUUUGUGCCAGUGGCAUGAAAUCCAUCAUCCUCGCUACUCAGAACCUACAGACCGGCAACCGCUCCGUCAUGGUCGCUGGUGGAAUGGAGAGCAUGAGUAACUCACCUUUCUAUCUACCCCGAGGAUCGACUUUUGGACAUUUCCAGGCAUCCGAUUCGAUCGUCAAGGAUGGAUUGUGGGACGCCUACAACCAAAUCCACAUGGGAUCCUGUGCCGAGGAGACGGCAGUGAAACACUCGAUCGGAAGAGAAGCCCAGGAUGACUAUGCGAUCGAAUCCUACAGUCGAGCCAAGAAAGCCUGGGAUGCUGGUGUAUUCAAAGAAGAAAUCGUACCGGUCGAGAUCAAAGAUAAACGAUCGGGUAAGGUCGUACUCGUUUCGGAGGAUGAAGAGUACAAAAACAUCAAGUUGGAUAAGGUUAGAGCCUUGAGGCCAGUCUUCAAGAAGGAGAAUGGUACCGUCACAGCCGCCAAUGCAUCAACCUUAAACGAUGGGGCAAGUGCCGUAGUAGUCAUGACGGGUGACAAAGCUGAUUCGAUGGGAAUCAAAAAGCUAGCGAAAAUAAUCUCCUAUGCCGAUGCGGCUUGUGCCCCGAUCGAUUUCCCUAUUGCGCCCACCCUGGCCAUUCCGAUCGCCUUAGAGAAAGCAGGUUUGAAGAUCGAAGACAUGGCCAAGAUCGAAAUCAAUGAAGCUUUUUCCGUCGUUGCCCUUGCCAAUUUGAAGGUCCUUGGAAUCAAUUCCGACCGAGUCAAUGUCUACGGCGGGGCGGUCGCUUUAGGUCAUCCCAUCGGCAGCAGUGGUUGUCGAAUCAUCGUCACCUUGGCUCAUUCUUUGAAGCCUGGUGAAUACGGCUUAGCGGGUGUUUGCAAUGGAGGAGGAGCUGCUUCAGCGAUGGUAAUCCAAAGAGUAUAA
Puccinia graminis f. sp. tritici CRL 75-36-700-3 is the source of this 1278-nucleotide messenger RNA. Its product is annotated as acetyl-CoA C-acetyltransferase. Bases 1 to 1278 code for a protein of 425 amino acids. The transcript has 4 exons. The record is from RefSeq and is a predicted model, not a curated record. Gene Ontology annotation, molecular function: acetyl-CoA C-acetyltransferase activity. NCBI's taxonomy places the organism in Eukaryota, Fungi, Basidiomycota, Pucciniomycetes, Pucciniales, Pucciniaceae. Gene Ontology annotation, biological process: fatty acid beta-oxidation.